Candidozyma auris is the source of this 1710-nucleotide messenger RNA. It is a transcript of the gene XUT1, whose product is annotated as Xut1p. The coding region runs from base 1 to 1710 and encodes 569 amino acids. Gene Ontology annotation, biological process: transmembrane transport; xanthine transport. Gene Ontology annotation, cellular component: fungal-type vacuole; membrane. The transcript has a single exon. The record is from RefSeq and is a predicted model, not a curated record. Lineage: Eukaryota; Fungi; Ascomycota; Pichiomycetes; Serinales; Metschnikowiaceae. Gene Ontology annotation, molecular function: xanthine transmembrane transporter activity.
AUGGAAUCAGUCAAACGCUUGGGCAAGAGAGUUGUGCGCAAGGUCACCACGAAAGAUGGUUUCUUCGGUGACUACGACUACGCAUACUUAUUUAUUCCUGAUAUCCCCUUUACGAAUAAAACUCCCAAGACCCAGCCAUUCUUCGGCUUGAACUCGGAGAUGCCACUAUUCCUAGGGUUUCUUCUAGGUCUCCAACAUGCGUUGGCUAUGUUGGCUGGUGUGGUGACUCCACCGCUUAUAAUUUCAUCGACGGCUAACUUUGAUGCCACCACAACAGAGUAUCUUGUUUCUGCGUCUUUAAUUACCUCGGGCAUCUUGUCCAUCAUCCAGAUCACAAGGUUCCGCUUGUGGAAGUCCAAUUACUACUUGGGCACUGGUUUGCUCUCUGUGGUGGGCACAUCUUUUUCAACCAUCACUAUCGUCACCAAAUCGUUUCCCAUGAUGUACGAUAGCGGCAUCUGCGAGACGAUAAAUGGAGUGAAACAGCCCUGCAUUGCAGGAUACGGCCAUUUGUUGGCAACUGGGUCUCUCUGCGGACUUCUAAGCGUACUUUUAUCAUUCACUCCAUCGAAGGUUUUGAACAAGAUCUUUCCACCAAUUGUGACUGGGCCGGUCGUACUCUUGAUAGGUGUCCAUUUAAUUGAAUCUGGCUUCAAAGAUUGGGCUGGUGGCUCCUCCUGCGUGGGUGAAACUUGUGGGACAGCCAAACCUUUGCAUUGGGGCUCUGCUGAAUUUAUCGGUCUUGGGUUUUUGGUCUACGUUUCCAUCAUUCUCGCUGAACGGUUUGGAUCUCCAAUCAUGAAGUCGUGUGCUGUCAUUGUGGGCUUGUUGAUUGGCUGUAUCGUAGCUGCUGCUUGUGGCUACUUCUCCCAUUCCGAUAUUGACCUGGCUCCUGCUGCAACUUUUAUCUGGGUAAAAACUUUCCCUUUGAAGCUUUAUGGGCCAAUUGUGCUACCGUUCUUGGCAGUGUACAUUGUCUGCGUUAUGGAAGCCAUUGGAGACAUUACAGCAACAUGUGAUGUUUCAAGAUUGGAAGUCGAAGGUGAACUCUUUGACUCCAGAAUUCAAGGCGGUGUUCUCGCUGAUGGCUUGAACGGUAUUCUUGCCGGUCUUAUGACGGUAACGCCCAUGUCAGUAUUUGCACAAAAUAACGGUGUGAUUUCCAUCACUAAAUGUGCCAACAAAGCCGUCGGGUACUGGGCUGUGUUUUUCCUUCUCAUUAUGGGAAUUUUCAGCAAAUUCGCUGGUGCUAUUGUAUCGAUUCCAAAGGCCGUUUUGGGUGGAAUGACGACAUUUCUUUUCACCUCGGUUGCCGUGAGCGGGAUGAAGAUUAUUUGUUCUACCGAGUUUACGAGACGAGACAGGUUUUUGCUUACUGCAUCUUUGCUUCCAGGCUUUGGUGCUACACUCGUGCCUGACUGGUUUAGUUACGUAUUUACGUACUUGGGCCCAAAUAAGGCAUUGCAAGGUUUCUUCGACGCCAUUGUUUUGGUUAUGGAGACAGGAUUCGCCUUAACCGGAUUUAUUGGAGUGAUUCUCAACUUAGCGUUGCCGCAAAUCGCUGACGAAGUCGAAGAGCUCAAUGAGGUCGUUUUAGAGGUUGUGGGGUCUGCCGACGAACACGCUUUAGAAGUGUACAAGUCCAAAGAGCUUGAUACGUAUACUCACCGUGGCAUUGACGAAUCAACAUCCAGCAAAGAAAGAGACUAA